Molecule: messenger RNA, 1554 nt
Organism: Dama dama (fallow deer)
Lineage: Eukaryota; Metazoa; Chordata; Mammalia; Artiodactyla; Cervidae
Gene: MORN3
Product: MORN repeat containing 3
Exons: 7
Coding region: 238-963 (241 amino acids)
Source: RefSeq, a predicted model, not a curated record
CCCCGCGAGUUCACAGUCUCCGCAGGAAGGGGCGGGCCCUGCCGGCUGGCUUUGCAGAGGCCCCGCGUUGCCAUAGCGACCCUGGCCGGGCUCUGGACGCCAGAGCACUAGCCUCAGGCAGCGAUAGAAGCUGGAGGCUGAGGGCGGCGACCCCAUCGCUGUUUGCCUGGGACUCCAGAUCCAGACUCCGCCCCUCAGGAGAGCGCAGCACCCUCUGGCCCCACAGAAGCAGCCAACAUGCCUAUCUUCAAGUGCCCGCAAAAGUCGGAGCCCCUGUGGAAGGAGUGGGACAAGAAGGCCCAGAAGAACGGACUGAGGCACCAGGUGUUUGCUGUCAAUGGCGACCACUACGUGGGCGAGUGGAAGGACAACAUGAAACACGGGAAAGGAACACAGGUCUGGAAGAAGAACGGAGCCAUCUAUGAGGGGGACUGGAAGUCUGGGAAGCGAGAUGGCUAUGGCACCCUCAGCCUUCCUGACCAAGAGACCGGAAAGUACAAGAGAGUCUACUCAGGCUGGUGGAAAGGCGAUAAGAAAUGUGGCUAUGGGAUCCAGUUUUUCGGACCCAAGGAGUAUUAUGAGGGUGACUGGUGUGGCAACCAGCGCAGCGGGUGGGGUCGCAUGUACUACAGCAACGGAGACAUCUACGAGGGCCAGUGGCGUAACGACAAGCCAGAAGGGGAAGGCAUGUUGCGCCUGAAGAAUGGGAACCGCUAUGAAGGCAAUUGGCAGAGAGGUGUGAAGAAUGGGUCAGGGCGUUUCUUCCACCUGGACCAUGGUCAGCUGUUUGAAGGCUUCUGGGUGGACGACGUGGCCAAGUGUGGCACAAUGAUUGACUUCGGCCGCGAUGAGGCCCCCCAGCCCACCCAGUUCCCCAUUCCUGAGGUCAAAAUUCUAGAUCCCGACGGUGUGUUGGAGGAAGCCUUGGCUAUGUUCAAGAAGACAGAAGAAGAAGGAGAUUGAUGCCAGAAAUGAGACAGAGCCUGCAUCAGGCUCCACUCGUCAUUAAGAUUCGGCAUUGAAACGUGACCUGGCUUCUCACCCUAACACAGGAGCUCCCAACCUUGGAAUCCCGUGGGAGAUGUAAAAGCUAAGAAUGCCCAGAUUUCACACCCAGAGAGCCUCAUCUGUCUAGGAUGAGGCCUGGGCCUUCCAGAAGUUCCCCAGCUUGACUCUAGUGUGCAGCUGGGGCACAGAACUUCUGACUUACUGGCUUUGUGAACCUAAACAAGUGACCUCAGUUGCCCUGUCUGUAAAAUGUGAACCUCAGAGAUCUCACUGGGGUGGGGAUGGGGUGUUGUGAGGAUCUGCUGGCAGAUAUAAAAACAACAGAUAACAUGAAGUUAUUGAGGUGAGUUGUAAGCAGAUAUCCGGGAAAGGCUUUGCAAAAUUUUGGACAACAUUCCUGCAAGAUAAGAGCACCUCUUACAUAAUGUUUAGGAAUAGGAGUUCUGCAGUCAAACUGCUGCAGAAUGUGAAUCCCAGCACUGAUUUCUUAGCUGUGUGUUCUUGUGGACGUCACCCACCCUCUCUGUUCUCCAGGUUUCCUCUCCU